GGCGCUCUCUUAUUUCAAAGUCUCUCUCUCUCUCUCUCUCUCGGGACUUGGAAGGGUGUUUGGCUGAGGCUAUGAAGGCCUGAGAGUUUACGGUAUAGAAGAUCGGCAAUGACGGUGUUCGCGCACUCUUCCGGCGGGUUUCUCGCCGGGAAGCAGGUGUUUCCGGUAGAUUACGAGGCAGAGGUGUCGCAGAGGUUGGUGGAUGCUUGCGUCUCCGGCGACGUCAAGGGGGCUCUCGAGUGCGUCGCCGAUCCCUUCGUCGAUGUCAACUUCGUCGGCGCGGUCUGCCUGCGGGCGCGCCGGGCGGAGGUCGUGCUGCGGGAGGAAGCGCCCGACGAGGUCGUCGCGGAGAGCGAGGAGUUGAGGACGGAUGCCACGCCGCUCUUCCUCGCCGCCCACACGGGGAACGUCACGCUCGUGCGGAAGCUCCUGAUCGUCGGUGCUGAUGUGAAUCAGAAGGUGUUCAGGGGGUUCGCGUCGACAGCUGCUGCCAGAGAGGGCCACACUGAGAUACUGGAGAUAUUGUUGAAGACAGGGGCUUCCCAGCCAGCAUGUGAAGAGGCCCUGCUGGAGGCCUGCAGCCAUGGCCGUGCGAAGCUUGCUGAGCUGUUGAUGGCAUCUGAUAUGAUCAGGCCCAACGUUGCAGUCCAUUCACUAGUUACCGCCAGCUGCAGGGGGUUCACCGAUGUUGUUGCGACCCUCAUUAAGUGUGGGGUGGACGCAAACGCGGUGGACAGAGUGCUUCUUCGUUCAUCCAAGCCCGCUUUGCAUACUAAUGUUGAUUGUACAGCCCUUGUUGCAGCCAUCGUGAGUAAGCAGGUUGCUGUAGUGAGGCAGUUGCUGCAGACCGGCGUUAGGACCGAUUGCAAGGUCAGACUUGGAGCAUGGUCAUGGGACUCUGUUACAGGGGAAGAGCUCCGGGUUGGUGCAGGCAUGGCAGAGGCAUAUGGCCCAGCCUGGUGCGCCGUCGAGUACUUCGAGUCCUCCGGAACCAUCCUACAACUGCUUAUGCAACACCAUCCACCGACCAUCAGCAGCUUGUACCAAGGGAGGACCUUGCUUUUCUAUGCCAUCCUGUGCUCCAACCUGCGUGCAGUCGACAUGCUUCUGGCAUUGGGAGCAGACCUUGAGUUCGUAGCAAGGUCAAAAUCAGGACACGAAUUCAGGCCUAUCCAUUUAGCAGCUAGGCUGGGGCACGCCGCCAUCCUCAAGCGCCUCGCGUCUUCAAAAUGCGACGUAAAUUCCUGCACAGACUCUGGCGAAACGGCGCUUAUGGUUUGUGCCAGAGCCAGGCAGGAGGAGUGUCUGCGGGUUCUCCUUUCAUCUGGCGCUGACUUAGGAGUCGUGAAUAAGGUGGGGCAAUCUGCUGCUGCCAUUGCAGAGUUGAACAGUUGGACGUCCUGUUUCAAUAGAUUGGUGCUUGAUACAGUCCGGUCCGGAAAGAGGAUCACAUCAAGCAGGCAUAAAGUGUUUUCGCCGCUCCUUCUAGCAGCUUGCUGCGGGGAUGUUGAUGCACUGAAAGUGCUGAUCAAGCAGCCUGAGACCAACCUGAAUGAACAGGACGGAGACGGCUUCUCUGCUGUCAUGCUUGCAGCUGCUGAAGGUCAUGUUGCUGCAUUCCGCGUGCUUAUAUUUGCUGGUGCUGAUGUGAAGCUCCUCAACAGUGCCGGUGAUUCUGCAAUGUCUUUGGCCGAGUUGCAUAAGAACAGGGACAUGUUUGAGAAGGUGAUGCUGGAGUAUGCACUAGAGAGAGGCAGCCGGACAGGAGGGUUCCACGCACUGCAUUGUGCUGCUAGGCGUGGGGAUUAUGACGCUGCAUUGCAGCUUCUAACCAGCCGCGAUAGAGAUGACGUGAACAUGCUUGAUUCGGAAGGCUACACGCCUCUCAUGCUCGCAGCUCGCGAGCAACAAUUGGAACUCUGUAAACUGCUCAUCUCUCAUGGUGCAGACUGCGAAGUUGUGAACCAAAGGGGCGAAACUGCGUUGAUCCUCGCCAGGAAAAAUGGUGGUCGUGGGAAGGACAUAGAGAGCGUGAUACUGGACAAGCUUGCCCGCGUUCUCGUUCUCAGGGGUGAGAGAGUGCAGAAGCAUACAAAGGAAGGCAGGGGAGAGCCGCAUCCCAAGGAGCUGCUGAUGGUAGCGGGCGGAGGGGUGUUGAGCUGGGGCAAGUCGCAAAGAAGGAACGUAGUUUGCAGGGAGGCCGUGGCAGGUCCGAGCAAUGCCUUCAGAAAAAACCGCCGGCAGAAAGGCGACGCGGACGACCCAGGAAUAUUCCGAAUUGUGACCAAGAACAGGGAGGUGCAUUUUGUUUGUGCAGAUCUUGAAAAUGCAAAGCUAUGGGUCCGGGGGAUCAAGCUCAUCACAGAGGAAGCAUCUGCCUGCGGUAGCAAAAGCCAAUCGGAACUCAUGUGAGGGGGUCCAGAUGCUGCGACUGAAUCUUUUUCUCUCUCUCUCUCUCUCUCUUGUACAUGAUGCUUGUGGGAAACGUCGUGCUUCGUCUCCGAGUAUGUAUCUUGUGCUUCCGUUUCGUCUUUCCAUGUAAAAUUGUGAAAGAAGAGGACGCCAUCUCUCUUUGUACAGUUUUUAGGUCGUGUCUUGGGGAAAGAGUGAUACUUCUUCUCGAAGUAUGGGUUUUUUGGGUCCGUCCUGUCUUCUUCCGUUGUAAAAAUUUUGAAAGAGGGAGGAGGUAAUGUACCAGGUGUACUUAGCUUAGAAUUUGUUUUC
Molecule: messenger RNA, 2724 nt
Organism: Nymphaea colorata (pocket water lily)
Lineage: Eukaryota; Viridiplantae; Streptophyta; Magnoliopsida; Nymphaeales; Nymphaeaceae
Exons: 4
Coding region: 109-2412 (767 amino acids)
Molecular function (GO): protein binding
Source: RefSeq, a predicted model, not a curated record